AUGUUACGGAAGAAACGUGUCAUGUUUGGCGAGCAUCUGGAUCUGGCUAGUUACAAGGAUGGUCAAAGGUAUACUUUGAAUCCACCAGGACGUGCAUACCGUUCCGUUGUAUGGGAUCACUAUAACAUACGCUACCGACUGGCUUUGCUACAAGAAUACUUUGGAUGCUUUGUCGGGGCAAAUGUCUAUCUGACUCCACCAGGCACUCAAGGUUUCGCACCACACUAUGACGAUAUUGAAGCUUUCAUAAUGCAGCUGGAAGGAUCGAAGAAUUGGCGAGUUUAUGCCCCUCGAACUCCAUCAGAAAAACUCCCAAGGGAAUCGAGUCCAAACUUUACACAAGAAGAACUCGGGAAACCAGUAAUGACAGUCACUCUGAAACCCGGUGAUCUGCUCUAUCUUCCACGUGGAUUCAUUCAUCAGGGCACUACUCCAGAUGAUACUCAUUCCCUACAUUUGACCAUCAGUACUUAUCAAAAGCACACGUGGGGCGAUUUUCUGACGAAGCUUUUACCAAUAGCCCUUCGAUCGGCCAUGGAAACCGAUGUGGAAUUUCGUCGUGGUCUGCCUGUGGGAUUUUUACGUCACGUGGGUGGUUUUACAGCUGUACCGGAUACACCUUCCAUGAAAAAGAACAAAGAGGCUUCCAAGUGUGAAGAUGAACUACGUCGUGGUGUUGUGCAACGGCUUCGCCAACUCGCUGAUCGUAUUGAACACGGAAGUCGCUCUGAGAAGCGUGUACUUGAGAAUGCAGACGAUCUAGAAACGGAAUCACCCGAUCCCCUAUUAGUCGCUGCUGAUCACAUGGCGGGCUCCGAUGCUCCGACUCCCAGUGGUGUGAUUGACGUCGUCGAGUUGGAACCGGACACAGAAAUCCGCCUUGUUCGCUGGUCCGCGGUCCGCGCACUACGCACCCGAAUCUCAUCUGAAUCGAGCGUAGACAAUGAGGACGAUAGUGAUGCAGAUGUGUCCGAGGCGAGUAGUACCAAACGGGGAAAGGCGAAAGACGACAAGACCAAUCUCGUGGUAGCCAUGUAUCAUUCGUUGGACAACACAGAUGUGUACAAAGAACGGGAGCUGGAAGAAUUGGCCUUGGAUAUUAAGAUGGAUGCUGCUAUCUCCUUAUAUGAAGCGGGUCUCGUAGUUACACGUUAUCCGUUACCACCUACAGAUGAUGGGGACACCUCGGACGAGGAGGAAGAUGAUGAAGCCUCGGACGAGAGUAUGGUCGAUUCGGAUCAGUUGAAUAGCGAAUCUGACGAUGAACAG
Molecule: messenger RNA, 1269 nt
Organism: Echinostoma caproni
Lineage: Eukaryota; Metazoa; Platyhelminthes; Trematoda; Plagiorchiida; Echinostomatidae
Source: the annotation of a GenBank genome assembly